CCGGUGUAGAGCAGGGAAAGUAACACAUCAUCGGGAGUGGAGGCGUUCAUUUGAAGAUGGAUUUAAGUUUGCUUGAAGAUCUGGAGAGGGCGAGCAUCUUGCAAGUACUUCGGAGAGAUAAACUGUUGCGUACAAUGGAAGACGACAGGAUCAAGAGGAUGAAAUUGCAGCUGCAGGAACUUCGAAGAAGAGGCGCAAAGAGCGACUCCAGGGAGUACGGCGAGCGGACGUGCGCCCGCUGCCAGACGCCACUGGGAAAGUUCUGCAACAGGGGCGCCGUCUGCCGCGGGUGCAGCCAUCGAAUCUGCAGCCGCUGUCGUGUGAGCGUGAGGGAAGUGGGGUGGAAGUGUACAGUCUGCUACGCUUACAGAGAAGUCAAGAUCCGGUCCGGAGACUGGUUUUUAGAGGAAAAAUCAAAAAAAAUUCCGGCUACAACAGGCAAAUAUGAGACAGUUGGGGAGAAAUUGUUAAACUCCUUCAAUGUGCUAAGUCACAUAGCAAUCGUGCCGCCGACUCCGCCAGCCUCCUCGGGAUUUGACUUUGUGGGCAGAUCAGAGAAUUCCAACAAAGUCAGCGUUUUCCCCAAAUCAAUGGAAGAUCUGUUUUCAUUCACCGAUAAUUUUAGAAAGAUGUCUUCAUCUCAAAACAACGUGACAACCGACCUGCUAAACGUCAACCAACAUUUGUACUACAGCACUCAUAAGAGCCUCUCUGAUACUGACAUCAGCAAUUCUGUCAAACUCUACCAUGGCCCGAGUCUUCCAAACCUGUUCAAGAGAAGCAAAGAUAGCGAGCAGGAGGGCUGCUCCACCGGAGCCGAAGAAGAAACCUCCAAUAGUUCGGAAAACUCGGAAGGAAAGCAAGGCAGUUACAGCAGCAUCAGCACAGAGUUCAGCCUCCUUGAGGGCAUCAGUGCCGGUGGGGACGUGGAACUGGCGUUGGCCUACAAGGCCCACACCUCCUGUCUGGAGAUCACAGUGGGAGCAUGCCGCAACUUACCCCACGGAGACACCGGGAAGAAGAGGUGUCACCCGUACGUCAAACUCUACAUGAUGCCACCCAAGAGUGACAAACGCAAGACGACGGUCAAGAGAAACACUGUCCACCCGGUCUAUAAUGAGCUUUUUCAAUUUCACAUAGAGCGUCACCUACUGACUUUAAAGAGAUUGCAGGCCUCUGUGUGGCAUUCGGGGUCCCUGCACAGAAAAGUUUUUCUGGGUGAGGUCCUCAUCCCGCUGGAUGGUUUUCAGUUUGAAGACCAAGACUUCCAGCACUUCAACUGGUACCCGCUUUGUCCACAGCUGAGUGUAAAUGUCCAGAGAGGGGCGCUGUACAGCUGAAUUGAAGCGACCCACUGUCCAGAGUUCAGCAGUCUGCAACCCCCAUAAUUUUAGCAGAUAAUUCAACAACUGCACUUGUAUUGGAAUCCAAAAUGCAUGCAUGAGCAUUUACAUAUUUAAUGAUUUCAUUGAUUAUAUUUAUUCAUAUUUAUGCAAAAUAA
Syngnathus acus (greater pipefish) is the source of this 1501-nucleotide messenger RNA. It is a transcript of the gene sytl3, whose product is annotated as synaptotagmin-like 3. Gene Ontology annotation, biological process: exocytosis; intracellular protein transport. Gene Ontology annotation, molecular function: small GTPase binding; neurexin family protein binding. The transcript has 12 exons. The coding region runs from base 57 to 1340 and encodes 427 amino acids. The record is from RefSeq and is a predicted model, not a curated record. NCBI's taxonomy places the organism in Eukaryota, Metazoa, Chordata, Actinopteri, Syngnathiformes, Syngnathidae. Gene Ontology annotation, cellular component: exocytic vesicle; plasma membrane.